UCAGUCCGCAAUUGUCUCUCCGCUAAGAUAGACUUAAAUUUGCCAGUGAAAUAUGGCUGCCCAGGGGAAAAUUCCCGACUAUUUGAACCAGGAUUUGCUAACUCGUUCGCUGGCAAAUGGAUUUCAAAACGAGGACGUUAUCGUGGAUAAAUUUGAAAUUGCACCGGCAACGGCCGCCGGCGACAACUACAUGAGUGAUGUUUUUCGAAUUAAUGUGAAGUAUCGUACGUCUUCAAAAACGAAAAAUGUCGAGCAAAUUUCGUUGGUGAUCAAGUGCAUGCCAGAUGCAGGACAACGCGGUCCAGUUAUUGAGGAGUUGAAGGUAUACGAAAAGGAGAAGGAAAUGUUCGUUAACGUGAUUCCUGAGCUGUCUAAAAUUGCUAGCAACGAAUUCUUCGCUGCAAAGUGCUACUAUGCAACAACCUCACCGGAGCGCAUGCUAGUAUUUCACGAUCUAAAGUCUCUCAACUUCACGAUGGCCAACCGUCAAACGGGGCUUGACUUUGACCACUGUGCCUUAAUUAUGAAGAAAAUCGGUAAAUUUCAUGCCGCAUCAAUGCGCUUUUCCGAAAGCCACAAAGACAUUCUGGACAAGUAUUUCCACUUCAGCAUGUUUAACCCUUCGGUGGAAAAUCAUACCGAUUGUAUUUCGGUAGUUUUUGAAAAUGGUCUAAAAACGUUGAUUUCCGUCGCCGAAGAAACGUGGACCGAUUUCGAUCCGAAAAUAUUGGCGAAGAUGAAGAAACUGCUGCCCGUGUAUCUGACGAAGUUGAAAGCCUGUUUGACCCAGGAGUUUGACGAUGGAUUCAAAGUUCUCAAUCAUGGCGAUUUGUGGUGCAACAACAUGCUGUUCAAAUACAACAAUCAAUCCGAAACGGUGGAAGACGUGGUUUUCGUUGAUUACCAAAUCAGCUACUACUCAAGUCCUGGAAUUGAUCUGAACUACGCCCUGUCCAACUGUCCCGAUCUGGAGACACGUGACCGUACGAGUGAGCUGAUUGAUAUUUAUUACAGCUCGUUGAAGGAUACAUUGGAGGCAAUUCAGUUUCCCAGAAUCCCAACGCUGGCCGAUGUGCACCACGAAAUUAAACGGAUGGAGUUCUUCUCGCUGGUGUCGGUUAUUUCAAUUUUGCCCAUCGUUAUGAUGGAAAAAUCGGACUCGUUUACACCGUCGUUCGAGGCUAUGAUUGACGAACAGAUGGCCGAGCAAAGCCGGAAGAUUCAGUACAGUGGGAAAAUGUUUCAGAAAAUUGUGAAACCGAUGCUGACGAGAUUUUACGAUCGAAAGUUGUUGGAUGUUUAAACGAUGAUAAUAGGUAUUAUAA
Molecule: messenger RNA, 1325 nt
Organism: Culex pipiens pallens (northern house mosquito)
Lineage: Eukaryota; Metazoa; Arthropoda; Insecta; Diptera; Culicidae
Exons: 3
Coding region: 53-1303 (416 amino acids)
Source: RefSeq, a predicted model, not a curated record